AUGAAGUCACAAUUGGAAGAAAUUGAUAAGGAGCGUCAGGAAUGGGACGAAAAAUUGAAACGAAAGGAUAAUGAACUCACCGAAAUGCGUUGCACUGUUGACAUGGUAAAAGCAAAGUCUGUGGAGCUGGAAAAGAUGCUUCAGAUUGCUGAAAUCCGUUUCAAUAACAGUUAUCUUUUGUUGCCAAAUAUUAUUCAGACAAAGAAGUUAACGGACAAACAACGAACUAAUGCAACAAUACGCCACAUAAUAGCCGAACGUCAAGCACUGGAUGAAUCGUUAACAAAGAUGGAAAGAGAGAACAUGGAGCUGUACAGAAAUUGCAAUGAGCUUAAAGAUCGGGUUUAUAUGGAAUUCAAAGUAAUGGAAUUCAAAUUUGAGAUUGAGCAGAUGUCUAAACAGCGAGAAUAUCUUUAUGUUCGAAAAUUGAAAGUAUGUGAAUCGAAAAUUUUGGCCUUAAAACGACGACUGGAUGCAGAGAGAAAAAGACGGUUAGAAGCAGGGAAUCCAAAUCCAUCUAUGCAGCAACAUCAACGAGAAUUGGGGUUAGACUUGAGUCAUUCUAAUUCUUUAAUUUACCAAUCUUCACAGCAUCGUCCACAAGAGCAUCGCGAGGUAACUUUAGAAGUCAAGUACCAAGUUUGA
This is a messenger RNA of Thelazia callipaeda (thelaziosis nematode), 645 nucleotides long. The record is from the annotation of a GenBank genome assembly. Lineage: Eukaryota; Metazoa; Nematoda; Chromadorea; Rhabditida; Thelaziidae.